Penicillium olsonii is the source of this 1317-nucleotide messenger RNA. Lineage: Eukaryota; Fungi; Ascomycota; Eurotiomycetes; Eurotiales; Aspergillaceae. The record is from the annotation of a GenBank genome assembly.
AUGACUUCAGUGCGCCCCUCAUACCUCAUCGUGGGUGCAGGUGUCUUUGGUGUUUCCACCGCAUACCAUCUCAUUCUGAAGUACCCCGAUGCAUCAAUCACCCUCGUGGAUCGAGAUGCGUACGACGCAGAGUCCCGUGUGGCCGCAUCGUGGGACUGGAACAAGGUGGUUCGGGCGGACUACGACGACAAGGUCUACUGCAAGCUAGCCCUGGAGGCCCAAGAGAUCUUCAAAUCAGACCCUCUGUGGCAGCCACACUUCCACCAAACGGGAGUCUACUGGACAUGCCGCAGCGACUACGCACAGAAUGUCAUCACCAAUCACCAAGAGCUCGGGCGCCAUGAGGACAUCAUUGCGCUCCCGGUCGCGGAGGCCCGGAAGCUGUAUGGCGGAGUCUUCGACAACGCUGACUAUACCGGCGUCAAGGAAGUGCUGGUGAACAAGGCCAGUGGCUGGGCCGCGGCUGGAGACUCGCUGCGGGCAGUAACCAAGCGAUGUCUGGAGCUGGGAGUUCGAUAUGUCACGGCAUCUGUCACUAACUUGGAAUUCGACGGGCGAGGCGCGUGCACCGGUGUGGCCACCAAGUCAGGGCAGAUUAUCUCCGCCACUCAUGUGGUCGUCGCCGCUGGCGCCUUCACGCCGACUCUUCUGGAGUGGAGUGCGGCCAAGAGUGGCAAUGCGGGGCUCCGCGCGGGGGAGCGCAUCCUGGCCGCGGGAAUUACGACGGGCAUGGCCCAGCUCAAUGACGAGCAGUAUGCCAAAUAUAAAGAUAUGCCAGUUGGCUUCCAGGGGUAUACGCCAGAGGAAGGCAAACCCUUCAUUGGCAGCAUUCCGCCCAACAAAGACCGCGAGAUGAAGUGGUGGGGAUCAAAGAUCUUCACCAACACCCGAGAAGUGCUCCCAGGCCGCCAUCUCUCGUCGCCGCCCCCAACACAUGACUAUAACCAGUGGAAAGUCCCGGGGCCUUUGAAGCAAGAUAUCAUCGAAUCCCGAAAUCUCUGGUACGGGCCUGAGAGCGCAACGUGGAAGAUGACCAAGCACAGAAUCUGCUGGGACGCGUUCACCACGACUUCCGACUUCAUCAUUUCUCCGCACUCCGCCUCCCGAGGACUCUAUGUGGCUUCCUGUGGCUCGUUCCAUGGAUAUAAGUUCUUCCCCGUCCUGGGAAAAUACAUUACUCAAAUGCUAGAAGGCGAAUUGGCACCGGAACUCGUCGAGAAAUGGGCAUGGGACCGGCAACGGCCUGAUUCCUCUGAGAACGUGGAAUACCCCAACUCAGAGAUGAGACAUCUGUUGGAACCGGCUGUGAAAUUAUAG